UAAUUGCUUCAUCCUCGACUAACAAAUGCUUUUCGAGAAUGAUAGCCAAAUAGUGUUUUCAUGGGCGUACCCUUCUCCAACGAGGACUUCAAUGGCAGGUUGGGAAUGGGGCCCUGGCCUCUAUUCAUCAUUCGAUUUGGGUGCCAGCAUGUCACCCACAGCCCCCUAUGUGUCUUCCACAUAUAGAUCUGGAGGGUAAUGACCCGAAUGUGGUGGAGCUUUUUGAUCAUAUAAGGGGCGGAUGGUGCAUCCAAUCGCUUCAGGAGAGGUUUUCUUUGGACGUAGUUCAUGCUAUAUUGGCGAUUCCCUUGCCUCGUUUGGGUAUGGAGGAUAGAUUGAUAUGGCAUGACACGACUAAUGGUGUGUUCUCUGUUAAAUCAGCGUAUCACCUAGCGGUGUUGGUUGAUAGGCAGGAGGGUACUUGGAGUCAAGUGGUCAGCUGGAUGGAUAGGACGAGCUGGAUGCGAAUGUGGGCCCUCAAGAUUCCACCAAAGCUUUAGUUGUUAGUAUGGCAAAUCCUUCAUCGUAUCUUGCCUACGACUGAGGCACUCAUUGAGAAAAGGGUACUGAUGUUGCCUAGGUGUCCGGUGUGCUGUGCGGAAUCUGAAACAAUGGAACAUCUUUUCUGGGAAUGUUCGGUCGCUGCAGCUCUUUGCGCAUCUUCGGGCUUGGAGCACUUGGGUCAUGAUUUGCCGAGAGAGACUUUUCCUUUAUUCCUCAAGCAGUGUUUGCUUAGGAUGGAUCAGCCGACUCAGAUCAUGGCUCUGGUUGCCCUCUUAUGGUGUAUUUGGAAGUCUCGUAACUGGGCAGUCUUUGAGGGAAAACAGUUCACAAUUACUCUUUAAUGCGUCAAUAUCAGCAGCAGCUUCAUGAAUGGGUCUCUUUGUCAGAGUAUCCGCUGGUUCAGUGGUGGGUACCACAGAGUGUUAAUGGAAGGGAGGGGGCCUUGCCUCAUAUCGUUUGUAUGUGGGAUGGUGCGGUAAGUGAUGGCUCGCAUUCAGCGGGAGGUUUGGUGGUAAAGGAUGGCGGUGGAAAUGUGCUCUUGGUUAAAGGAGUGUCUUUUUCCAUGCAUCAUGGACCCUCUAGUGGUGUAAUGCUCUUGGUUUCCCCCAAGUUAUGUUUGAGAGUGAUGCUAAGGUGCUCAUUGAUAAGAUUAAUGCCAACGAUGCUCUGGAUGGACGUGUUGGGCCAUUAUUCAGGAAAUUUUGACUUUGUUGGCUCUGCAUAGUGGUUUCCAGGUUAGGUUCGUAGGUCGGAAUAGAAAUAGGGUAGCCCAUGUUGUGGCUCGAAAUGCCCUGUCUUUGUCUCCGGCCUCGUGUCAAUUAUACGAUUUUCGUGCCUGGGUUGGUUCCAGGAUGUAACUUGUGAUCUCUUCUUAAUCAAUAUGAUUAUCUUUUGUCCAAAAAAAAACAUAUGCGUUUUAUAUGUAACUUAUAUGUAUCGUAUUUUAUUAACUACGAGUAAGCACGUUUAACUUCAGAGUUCUUACAAUAACUCUUAUCUUUCACCAAAAAAUGUGUCUUGUCACAAUUAAAGUCGAUUUCGUACUUAUAAACAUAGUUAGUAAAUACUCCGUUUAAUACAUGUAUAUAUGUACGUAUGUAUUUUAUGCAUUUUGAACUCCCAUUUUCGUAUAUUGUCAAACUGUUUCAUUUUUUGUUGUUCAUUUGAUGACUUACGUACUAAACAUGUAUUAAACCUGUAUAACACGUUUAAUAUCCAUAUUCAAUGAAUUAAAUUAAUAAUUUGAAUAUUAUAUGUUUAUUUAUAUAUUUCUAAAAUAAGUAAAUUCAUACAUUUUAUGCCUAUUAACAUCCUAUCACACUUACCAUUAAUUUUAGUAAUGAAACGAACUACCCAUAUGUAUUAUAUACGUAACUUACACGUACUGUAUUUUACUAACUAUACUUAUAAAUCAUAUACCUCUCGUCCUUUGACAAUGUGAAAUUUCCUUCAAAAUGUUUAAAAAAAUACUUCUGAUUUUGUUCAAUAAAAAUAAAGAACCCGCUGCGACCCAAAAGUCUUCGAAAAAUUCGUUUGCAUGAAGUUGAGUGGAUCAAGUCUCCGUCAACCAUAGAUAUUUUCGGGCUCAUAAUGCUUGUCGUAGUCGUUUACGCUAAAGAGAAGAACAAUUAGAAAGUAACGGCAUGGGAAUGGGAUGGGACGCGAAACGGCACAAAAAGUAGUGCACCAUAUUGAUGCCUAUGUCGUGCUUCUUGCCGAGGCUCCUCUGUUUGUCCUCUAAGCUGUAGCUGGAAGCUGGUGCCAAAAUCCACUGCUAGCUGGAAUAUUACAAUAACGUUAACUCCCAUGA
Molecule: messenger RNA, 2314 nt
Organism: Linum trigynum
Lineage: Eukaryota; Viridiplantae; Streptophyta; Magnoliopsida; Malpighiales; Linaceae
Source: the annotation of a GenBank genome assembly